AUGAAAGGCACGUUGUUUCUCUUGGCUCGCCUCGUGGGUGCCGCUGUCCUGGGAUCGAUUUCACAGCUUGACAGUUGUCCUGGCUAUAAAGCUUCCAAUGUGAAGCAGUUAGGCCAGAGAUUGACCGCUGACCUUGAUCUUGCUGGAGAAGCCUGUAAUACCUAUGGCACCGAUCUUCCAAACUUGAAGCUCCUUGUAGAGGCACAAACUGAAACCCGCCUUCAUGUCAUGAUCUACGAUGCUGAUGAGGAGGUUUAUCAAGUACCAGACUCUGUUCUCCCCAGACCAGAGAGCGCAGAAGGUCAUCAAAAGGAAUCCGCACUUCGCUUCGACUUCCAAGAGAAUCCUUUCUCAUUCCGAGUCCUGCGCGAGGAGGAAGUGCUCUUCGAUACUUCUGACACCAACAUCAUCUUCCAGUCUCAGUACUUGAAUUUGCGCACUUGGCUUCCCGAUGAUCCGAACCUGUACGGUCUGGGCGAACACACUGAUUCGCUGCGUCUGCCUACCACUAACUAUGCUCGCACUAUCUGGAACCGUGACGCAUAUACCGUGCCCUCCGAUUCGAACCUUUACGGUACUCACCCUAUUUACGUUGAUCACCGUGGAGAGAAGGGCACUCAUGGGGUCUUCUUUUUGAACUCAAAUGGCAUGGACAUCAACAUUGAUAAGACUGCUGAUGGUAAACAAUACCUCGAGUAUAAUACCCUCGGCGGAGUUCUAGACUUCUACUUCAUGGCCGGUCCGACCCCCAAGGAAGUGAGCGAGCAGUACUCUGAGGUCGUUGGUCUCCCUGCUAUGCAAAGCUACUGGACCUUUGGAUAUCACAACUGCCGAUAUGGCUACCAGGAUGUCUUCGAUGUCGCCGAGGUAGUUUACAACUACAGCCGUGCUGGAAUCCCGCUCGAGACUAUGUGGACCGACAUUGACUAUAUGAGUGAUCGACGUGUAUUUACUCUAGACGACGAGCGGUUCCCUAUCGACAAGAUGCGCGAGUUAGUUUCGUAUCUUCACAAGCAUGACCAGCACUACAUUGUCAUGGUCGACCCGGCCGUCAGUAACUCUGGUAAGUGUUGUAAUUACCUGCCCCCCCUAAACUCCGCUCUAACGGUGAAUGUGUUACCAGAUAACGGUGCUUUUAAAAGAGGUCACGAGCAGGGCGUCUUCUUGCACCGUGAUAAUGAAGAGAACGAACUCUACCAAGGUAAGCUUACCAGCAGAAGUACGAUAUCCACUAUUCCUAACAGAGUAUCUCCAGGCGCCGUCUGGCCCGGCCUAACAGUCUAUCCAGACUGGUUCAACAAAGACACGCAGAGAUACUGGAACUCAGAAUUCAAGCAAUUCUUCAGCCCAAGGGAUGGCGUCGACGUCGACGGUCUAUGGAUCGACAUGAACGAAGCUUCCAAUUUCUGCCCAUACCCCUGCAAGAACCCAGCAGAGUACGCCGAGCAGAAUGACCUACCCCCAGCGCCUCCGCCGGUCCGAUCACCUCCCCGCCAUAUCCCUGGUUUCCCGGCGGAUUUCCAGCCCGGGUCUUCUUCACCUGGGUCUUCUUCGUCGGGACGGGUAAAGAGAGGUGGCGCUGCUAUCAAGGCACGUAGGGUAGGCGAGAAACGGAGCCGUGCAAAGGCAAAGAAGGUCGGCUUGUCUGGUCGAGACCUUAUUAACCCGCCUUAUCAGAUCGCAAACCAGGCUGGCUCGAUUAGCAAUAAGACUAUUGAUACUGAUAUCAUUCAUGCCGGUGAGGGUUACGCUGAGUAUGAUACGCACAAUAUCUACGGAACCAGUAAGUCUCCUGUGUUCAUUAUCGGGACUUUCCUAACACCAACCCAAGUGAUGAGCUCGGCCUCCCGCGAGGCAAUGCUGAAACGUCGGCCCAACGUGCGACCCUUUGUUAUCACGCGUAGCACCUUCGCUGGAGCAGGCUCUCAGGUCGGCCACUGGCUCGGCGACAAUUUCAGCCAAUGGGAUAAAUACCGAGUGUCAAUUCCACAAAUGCUAGCCUUCGCCUCGAUCUUCCAGAUCCCAAUGGUCGGCAGCGAUGUCUGCGGCUUUGCCGGAAAUACGACGGAAGAGCUGUGCGCGCGCUGGGCAAUGCUCGGCGGCUUCUAUCCGUUCUAUCGGAAUCACAACGAGUUCGGCACCAUACCACAGGAAUUCUACCGCUGGCCUACUGUGACAGAGGCUGCGAAGAAGAUCAUCGACAUUAGAUACCGUCUUCUUGAUUACCUCUAUACUUCUUUCCAUCGCCAGACCUUGACGGGGACUCCGUUCCUCCAGCCGCUUUUCUAUGUUUAUCCUGAGGAUAGCAAGACCUUUGGUAAUGAGCUACAGUUCUUUUACGGUGAUUCCAUCCUCGUCUCGCCUGUCUCGGAACAGGCCGCUACCUCUGUCGAUGCCUAUUUCCCUGAGGAUCUCUUCUAUGAUUGGUUUACUGGUGCUGCUGUGCAGGGCGAGGGAUCUGUGAAGACAAUUAGUGAUCUCGCUAUCACGGACAUCCCGAUUCAUAUUCGUGGUGGGAGUAUCAUCCCCCUCCGUACGGCGAGCGCUAAGACUACGACGGAUCUGCGCAAGCGCGGCUUUGAGAUUCUCAUUGCGCCUGGCGUUGAUGGAUCUGCGGAGGGUGAGUUGUAUAUUGAUGAUGGCGAGUCCAUUCGACCAGAUACCGCGGCAAACAUUCAGUUCAAGUACCAGGAUGGCAAGCUUAAGAUCCUUGGUCGGUUCGGGUAUCGUCCUAAUGUGGUUGUUGAGGCUGUUACGCUGCUUGGGCAGAAGAAUAAGCGUCGGGAUGCUGGGUAUGAUGCUCAGAGACACAGUGUUACAAAGAAGGUCCAGAUUGAGUUGACUGGGCCUGCUGAGGUGACUCUGUGA
Molecule: messenger RNA, 2868 nt
Organism: Penicillium egyptiacum
Lineage: Eukaryota; Fungi; Ascomycota; Eurotiomycetes; Eurotiales; Aspergillaceae
Source: the annotation of a GenBank genome assembly